CCGGGCCGGGGCGGGGCCGCGAGCGGCAUGGAGGAGGCGGAGGCCGCGGAGCGCCGGGCCGAACAGUGCGGGCCCGAGCGGGGCCCGAGCGGGGCCCGGGCCCCCUGAGCCAUUCCUGAAGGCAUGGGUUGGCCAGGACAGUGGUGACCCCCCAAUCCGGCAUGGACGACUGGAAGCCCAGCCCCCUCAUCAAGCCCUUUGGGGCUCGGAAAAAGCGGAGCUGGUAUCUUACCUGGAAGUAUAAACUGACCAACCAGCGGGCCCUGCGGAGAUUCUGUCAGACAGGAGCUGUGCUUUUCCUACUGGUGACCGUCAUUGUCAACAUCAAGUUGAUCCUGGACACGCGGAGAGCAAUCAGCGAGGCCAAUGAAGACCCGGAGCCAGAAAAAGACUAUGAUGAGGCCCUGGGCCGACUGGAGUCCCCACGGCGCAGAGGCAGUGGUCCCCGACGGGUCCUGGAUGUGGAGGUAUACUCAAGCCGCAGCAAAGUGUACGUAGCAGUGGACGGCACUACGGUGCUGGAGGAUGAGGCCCGGGAGCAGGGCCGGGGCAUCCAUGUCAUCGUCCUCAACCAGGCCACGGGCCAUGUGAUGGCAAAGCGGGUGUUUGACACGUACUCGCCUCAUGAGGAUGAGGCCAUGGUGCUGUUCCUCAACAUGGUGGCACCUGGCCGAGUGCUCAUCUGCACCGUCAAGGAUGAGGGCUCCUUCCACCUCAAGGACACAGCCAAGGCUCUGCUGAGGAGCCUAGGCAGCCAGGCCGGCCCUGCCCUGGGCUGGAGGGACACCUGGGCCUUCGUGGGACGAAAAGGAGGUCCUGUCCUCGGGGAGAAACAUUCUAAGUCACCUGCCCUCUCCUCCUGGGGGGAUCCAGUCCUACUGAAGACAGAUGUGCCGCUGAGCUCAGCUGAAGAAGCAGAGUGCCACUGGGCAGACACAGAGCUGAACCGUCGCCGCCACCGCUUCUGCGGUAAAGUCGAGGGCUAUGGGAGUGUGUGCAGCUGCAAGGACCCCACACCCAUCGAGUUCAGCCCUGACCCACUCCCAGACAACAAGGUCUUCAAUGUGCCUGUGGCUGUCAUUGCGGGGAACCGGCCCAAUUACCUGUACCGGAUGCUGCGCUCUCUACUCUCAGCCCAGGGGGUGUCUCCCCAGAUGAUAACAGUUUUCAUCGACGGCUACUAUGAGGAGCCGAUGGAUGUGGUGGCGCUGUUUGGUCUGAGGGGCAUCCAGCACACUCCCAUCAGCAUCAAGAACGCCCGUGUGUCUCAGCACUACAAGGCCAGCCUCACUGCCACUUUCAACCUGUUUCCGGAAGCCAAGUUUGCUGUGGUUCUGGAGGAGGACCUGGACAUCGCUGUGGAUUUUUUCAGUUUCCUGAGCCAAUCCAUCCACCUGCUGGAGGAGGACGACAGCCUGUACUGUAUCUCUGCCUGGAAUGACCAGGGGUAUGAACACACAGCUGAGGACCCAGCACUGCUGUACCGCGUGGAGACCAUGCCUGGGCUGGGCUGGGUGCUCAGGAAGUCCUUGUACAAGGAGGAGCUUGAGCCCAAGUGGCCCACACCGGAAAAGCUCUGGGACUGGGAUAUGUGGAUGCGGAUGCCGGAACAACGCCGAGGCCGAGAGUGCAUCAUCCCUGACAUUUCCCGAUCCUACCACUUUGGCAUCGUUGGCCUCAACAUGAAUGGCUACUUCCAUGAGGCCUACUUCAAGAAGCACAAGUUCAACACGGUUCCAGGUGUCCAGCUGAGGAACGUGGACAGUCUGAAGAAAGAAGCGUAUGAAGUGGAAGUUCACAGGCUGCUCAGUGAAGCUGAGGUUCUGGACCACAGCAAGAACCCUUGUGAAGACUCUUUCCUGCCAGACACGGAGGGCCACACCUAUGUGGCCUUUAUCCGAAUGGAGAAGGAUGAUGACUUCACCACCUGGACCCAGCUUGCCAAGUGCCUCCAUAUCUGGGACCUGGAUGUACGUGGCAACCACCGGGGCCUGUGGAGAUUGUUUCGGAAGAGGAACCACUUUUUGGUGGUGGGGGUCCCAGCCUCCCCCUACUCAAUGAAGAAGCCACCAUCAAUCACCCCAAUUUUCUUGGAGCCACCCCCAAAGGAGGAGGGAGCCCCAGGAGCUGCAGAACAGACAUGAGACCUCCUCCAGGACCCUGCAGGGCUGGGUACUGUGUACCCCCAGGCAGGCUAGCCCUUCACCCAAUCCUGUAGGAUUUUGUAGACACUCUCAGGGGCUGGGGCUGGUUUGUUUUUAACAUGAGACUUAAUUACUAACUCCCAGGGGAGGGUUCCCCUGCUCCAACAUCCCUGUUCCUGAGUUGGAGGUCUAUUUAUUUACUUCCUUGUCGGGCAAGGGCAGGAUAGUACCUGGGAAUCUUUGGGAUCCCUGGGCAGCUGAUCCUGCCCUUUGUAUACUCCCUCCUCCCAGGCCUGGCUCAGAAUCUAACCUAUUUAUUGACUGUCCUGAGGGCCUUGGAAACCGGCGGAAGCCUGUAGGGCCUUGAUUUUUUUUUUGGACUGGAGUGCUGCCCUGAGGGUGGGGCAGGCUCUUACUCAGGAAACUGCUGUGCCCAACCCAUGGACAGGCCCAGCAGGGGCCCACCUGCUGAUGCAGACUCACUCAGAGACCCUCAGACACUGAACCAGGCCCCUUUCAGCCUCCUCUUUGUCCAGAUUUCCAAAGCUGGAUGAGGUGGUCAUUGAUUAAAAAAGGAGAAAAGCUCUGGG
Delphinapterus leucas (beluga whale) is the source of this 2734-nucleotide messenger RNA. It is a transcript of the gene POMGNT1, whose product is annotated as protein O-linked mannose N-acetylglucosaminyltransferase 1 (beta 1,2-). Gene Ontology annotation, biological process: protein O-linked glycosylation via N-acetylgalactosamine. Gene Ontology annotation, cellular component: Golgi membrane. The record is from RefSeq and is a predicted model, not a curated record. Gene Ontology annotation, molecular function: beta-1,3-galactosyl-O-glycosyl-glycoprotein beta-1,3-N-acetylglucosaminyltransferase activity. Lineage: Eukaryota; Metazoa; Chordata; Mammalia; Artiodactyla; Monodontidae.